Dinoponera quadriceps is the source of this 2017-nucleotide messenger RNA. RefSeq names its product NECAP-like protein CG9132. The transcript is spliced from 3 exons. Gene Ontology annotation, cellular component: membrane; clathrin vesicle coat. The record is from RefSeq and is a predicted model, not a curated record. Bases 111 to 845 code for a protein of 244 amino acids. Lineage: Eukaryota; Metazoa; Arthropoda; Insecta; Hymenoptera; Formicidae. Gene Ontology annotation, biological process: endocytosis.
AAUCACGGCGGACAUUCGUCAUAAAAUACAUACAAACGCUUUCGAGCAGCAGCUUCGCGAGAGCUGCCCGAGAUUAAUCUUACACGUUGUGAAAGUUGUCAGCAAACACAAUGGAAACGUAUGAGAGCGUCCUGCUAGUGAAAUCUGAGGUUUUCGUCUUCAAAAUUCCGCCAAGGUCAACCAACAGGGGUUAUCGGGCAGCUGACUGGAACUUGCAGGAACCUUCGUGGACUGGUCGCAUGCGAUUGGUAUCGCAAGGAGACAGCAUAACGAUAAAGCUCGAGGACAAAGUUACAGGCGAACUGUUUGCAAAAUGUCCGAUCGAGCAGUAUCCUGGAAUAGCUGUAGAAACUGUCACUGACUCCUCUCGAUAUUUUGUCCUGAGAGUUCAAGAUGACGAUGGACGGUCAGCUUUCAUAGGUGUUGGUUUCUUAGAUAGAUCUGAUAGUUUUGACUUGAACGUCGCUCUUCAAGAUCACUUCAAAUGGUUGAAGAAUCGGGAACAAAUUGAAAAGGAAAAAGAAAAACCAAAGCAGGAACUCGAUCUCAGGUUCAAGGAAGGCGAAACCAUCAAGAUUAAUAUGAAGAUCACUAAAAAGGAUGGCAGUGAGGUUUCAUCCAGAGCAAGACAGCGUACCAAUCCAGCCAUGGGUUUGCCACCUCCACCUGGUGGUGUGAAAAUCGCACCGCCACCAGCGAAAACUCCAACUUCCUCGCCAGCACACAAGCCACAAAAUCAGAGUCAAGGUACUACGGGUUCAGAAUGGGGCGAGUUUGCCAGUGCCUCUCAGGCAGCGUCGGCACCCACACCCCCAGUGGCUAAUGCCAGUUGGGUGCAAUUUUAAUUUUCCAAACAUAUGUAUAUAACGUAAUAUAUGUAAUAUAUACAUAGCAACAUUCGAAAUAGCCGUGCUAUAAGAAUUUAGGUUAUAAUACAUACAGGGCAGUUUGCUCAUAAGAUACUGUUGGAUUAUUGUUACUGUCAAGUGGACUACCCUGUACCGUAAUUCUAUGUUAAAUGUGUGCAUACAUGUAUCUUAAACGCGCGCGCACAGCUCGGGACUUUAAUGAUGAAUAUCGGAAGGGUGUCUUUGUGAAUAUAGCAGAGAAAGGUUUGAUGUAUAUUUCCAAUACUAUACAGUGCGUGACGAAAAUUAUAGUAGCAACGGCGAAAGGGGUGAUAUUUUUUCAUGAAAGAUAAUGGCUCACGCAUACUCGCGAGACUCUCAGAGAGUUUUCCAAACUUAAUUUUUCUUUUUCUCCAUGAAAAAGUAUUCCUUCCCGAUUGUUCUGUGAUUCUCUAGCAACCUGUAUAAUAGUAUUGUACUUAUAAAUACCAUUUGAAAACUUUCUUAAUAUUGCUUUCUAUGGACAUCCAGUGUAUUUGAAUAGUAUAACAUGAUUUCUUUUGUAUAUUUAAAUGUCAACAUCAAAUGCAUUUAAUGCCUUGUACAGAUUAGUUCAACGAAUUGGAAGCAAAUUCAACGAAUCAAACAUGCCAUUUUUCAUUAGACAAUCAUCCGCUGUUAAUGCAAUAUUAUGCAUAAAGGGAUCCUUAAAUACUUCCACAUUAAUAUGGUUUGCAAAAGUUAAAUGAUUAUAUAUAAAGCAGAGAAUAAUCUUUGAAUUAAAACCAAAGUUUAAGUAAAUUAUUUACUUCAAAGAGUGAACAAUCGAACGACAUUCAAUGAUUUUCUGAUUAUUAAUCCACUGAUUAUUUGCAAAUAAUUUCUUAUAAAUUAUGCUUAAAAGCAUAAUAUAGAGUAUAUUUUCAGUGUAUAUUAAAUUGAUAUUUAGCCUUGGUAGCUCUAACAAUUUCAAUAUUUGUAAAUAUACACAGCCUACCAUAAAAAAAGACGGCCUAUUUCCCCUCCCAUACAUUGGGUGUCCAUAAAGUUCUUCAUUCAGUCUUAAUAUAAUCGAAUUCCCUCUCCGUAUAAACUGGGUUUUCAUAUAAAUUUUCACACUCAUUAAGAGAAAAAAAAUUAAGUUACUACUAUUUUAAAUAUUACAUCUU